CAGACUUCCAAUCCACUCCUAACAAUGGCAUCUUACAAGACCCUUUUCGUUCUCUUCGUGGCCCUCUUCGCAGUAGCCUUCGCUGCCGAAGAAGCCCGUGGUAAGAGAGGAGUCUUCUAUGGUGGAUAUGGUGCCUACCCAUACUCUUCCUACGGAUACCACGGUUUGGGUUACUCUGGUCUUGGUUACUCCGGCUUGGGAUACGGAUACGGUCUUGGCUACCACAGUGCCGGAUACUCUGGUCUUGGAUACCACGGUCUUGGCUACUCCUACCUCCACUAAAAUGCCACACUCUCCUCCGGCAACUUCAACACCAAGUCUGAUUUGAAAUCGGACCUCUUUUUCGAAAGAUCCACCCAGAAUUCAAUGAUAAAACUAUUUAUUUUUCAGUGAUAAUAUAACUUGUUACUCCUUA
Molecule: messenger RNA, 415 nt
Organism: Nezara viridula (southern green stink bug)
Lineage: Eukaryota; Metazoa; Arthropoda; Insecta; Hemiptera; Pentatomidae
Source: the annotation of a GenBank genome assembly